AUGAGCAAAUUAAAAACAGCGGAUCCAGACCCUCAAAUUCCCUCUCUAUCACCUUCUACCUCUCCUCUCUCUCUCUCUCUCUCUCUCUCUGAUGUCUUUCUCUUCCCCCUCUCUCUUUAUUCCGUCUGUCUCCUUUUUAUCUCUUUUAUUCUACCUUUCUCAUUCUCCUUUAUUUAUCUCCCUCUUUCCACAUUUAUGUCACUCCCUUUAUCUUACUCUCUCCAAUUGUCUAUCUCCUUUCCCUCUAUCUCCUAUUAUCACUCUUUAUCUCUUUCAUUCUACCUCUCUUUACCUCCACUUUUCUCUCUUUCCUGUACAGUUCUAUACGUUUUCGGUAUUUCGUUGCAUCUAGACACCUACGUGACUUUGGAAAUCAUUGAAAAGUUUAAAAAAAAUACUAUUUACAAUAAAGAAAAAAAAUGUCCCCUUUUUUUUCAUGCCUUCUGUUCUUUCUUUUUUUUUACAAGUUUUAGCCAUUUUCUUUGCUAUAAAAUCAGAUGCAUUUUAUACAUGAAAAUAAGCUUCCCUCCCCGCUCCCUGGAAUUUCUCUGCCUUUGUAACUGUAUCUUAUACUUCAUAGCGGUCUAG
This is a messenger RNA of Acanthosepion pharaonis, 588 nucleotides long. NCBI's taxonomy places the organism in Eukaryota, Metazoa, Mollusca, Cephalopoda, Sepiida, Sepiidae. The record is from the annotation of a GenBank genome assembly.